This is a messenger RNA of Adineta steineri, 2838 nucleotides long. The record is from the annotation of a GenBank genome assembly. NCBI's taxonomy places the organism in Eukaryota, Metazoa, Rotifera, Eurotatoria, Adinetida, Adinetidae.
AUGAGCGGAUCAAAAUCAAAUCACAAAAAGAUGAGAAUGAGCCAAUCAGAAUCAAAUCAAAAUGCUGUUGCAUCACCCAAAUCAACGACAUCAUCCAAUAUCCGACAACCACGACAACGUUCGGCACAAAGCUACCUUUUCCUAUGGGUAGAUACCAGCAUCGACCAUACAAACGAAGAUUAUAAAAAUGCAUUAAAACAAAUACAAACUAUUACUGGUGAUGUCAAUGUCUUUACGCAACGAGAUGCAUGCAUCGACUUUCUUACAGAUGCUCAAGAAGACAUCAAGUCUUUUCUCGUUGUUAAAGAUACUAUAUUUCAACAAAUAAUGCCUCUCAUCAAUGAUAUUCCGCAGCUGAUUGGUGUUUAUAUCUUCAAUGAUUUUAAACCCCUACAUGAAGAAAUGACAAAAAAAUGGAAAAAAAUCAAGAGCAUUCAUGCCAACAUUGAUGAUAUAUGUCAAGGAUUGCAAUCGGAUAUUAAGCAAUAUCAUCAAGACUCGAUUGCUAUGAGCUUCGUUACAGUAAAUGACAUGAAGUCAACUGAUAAUUUAAAUCGAUUGGAUCCGACUUUUAUGUAUACACAGUUAUUCAAAGAAAUUAUUCUUAAUCUGAAACAUGAUGAACGAGCCAUCAAACAGUUUAUUGCUUACUGUCGAGAUCAUGACUACAUGUCGAAAAAAAAUAUUGACCGUUUUGAGAAAGAAUACCAUGCUAAAUUAGCUAUUUGGUGGUAUACUUUUCCAUCGAAUAUCUAUUCUAUGCUCAAUUAUGGGCUUCGAACACUGGACGCCGAUAAAAUUAUUACUAUGGGGUUUCUUCUACGUGAUGUACACGAACAGAUUCAACAGUUAUAUGAACACCAAGUCAGUAAUUAUGACAAAAAGCCCUUUGUAGUUUAUCGAGGACAAGGUCUAUUGAAAUCAGACUUCGAAAAACUUCAGAAAACACAAGGCGGAUUAAUAUCAUUUAACAACUUCGUGUCCACCAGUAAAGAUAAAGUAUUAUCCAUCGGUUAUGCCCGCAUUGCUAUAACAGAAUCGGACAAGGUGGGAAUUCUUUUUAAGAUGUCCAUUGAUCCUUGUGUUAAAUCAGCACCAUUCGCUUCCGUCAAGGAGGUGAGUGCUCUUAAGGACGAAGAUGAAAUCCUCUUCUCAAUGCACACCGUCUUUCGAGUGGUUGCAAUUCAACAAAUGGACAAUGAGAAUCAACUUUAUGAAGUUGAAUUACAAUUAACAUCGGAUGAUGAUCAACAACUACGAUUACUUACUGAUCGGAUACGAGAAGAAGCUAGUGGUGAUACAGGGCGGCAGAAAUUGGGUGCAUUAUUGCUUAGAAUUGGUCAAUUUAAUAAAGCUGAGGAACUCUAUAACAUAUUACUAGAACAGACAUCUGAUCAGGGUGAAAAAGCGCCGUAUUAUCUUGGCCUGGGACAUGCCACAAAUCACCAAGGUGAUUACAAAAAGGCUAUUUGGUAUUUCAGACAAGGCCUUGAAAUCUAUCAAAAAAACCUUCCUUCAAAUUAUCCUCAUUUGGCUAUUUCAUACAACAACAUCGGUUUAGUGUAUAACAAUAUAGGAGAGUACCCAAAAGCACUUUUAUAUUACGAAGAAGCACUUGAAAUUAAACAAAAAACCCUUCCUUUAAAUCAUCUUUCAUUGGCUGCUUCAUACAACAGCAUCGGUGGUUUGUAUUACAAUAUGGGAGAGUAUUUAAAAGCACUUUCAUAUUACGAAAAAGAACUCGAACUCCAACAAAAAAGUCUUCCUCUAAAUCAUCCUUAUUUGGCUACCUCAUAUAACAACAUCGGUACGAUAUAUAACGGCAUGGGAGAGUAUUCGAAAGCACUUUCAUAUUAUGAACAAGCAUUUGAAAUCUUCCAAAAAUCUCUUCCUUCAAACCAUCCUGAUUUCGCUACUUCGUACAACAACAUCGCCUGUGUAUAUAACAAGAUGGAAGAGUACUUGAAAGCACUUUCAUAUCACGAAAAAGCAAUUGAAAUCCAACGAAAAACUCUUCCUUCAAAUCAUCCCGAUCUUGCUACUUCAUACAAUAACAUUGGUUUGGCGUAUGACAAUACGGGAGAGUACUCAAAAGCACUGUCAUCUCACGAAAAAGCAUUUGAAAUCUAUCAGAAACUUUUUCCUUCAGAUCAUCCACUUUUGGGUACUUCAUACAGCAACAUUGGUAGUGUAUAUAACAGCAUGGGAGAGUACUCAAAAGCACUUUUAUUUUUCAAAAACGCAUUUAAAAUUGAUCAAAAAACUCUUCCUUCAAAUCAUCCUUCAUUGGCUAUUUCAUACAAUAACAUUGGUUUGGCGUAUGGCGAGAUGAAAGAGUACUCAAAAGCACUUUCAUCUCACGAAAAAGCGCUUGAUAUCUAUCAAAAAACUCUUCGUUCAAAUCAUCCUUUAUUGGCUACUUCAUACAGCAACAUCGGUAAUGUAUAUGAGUACAUGGGAGAGUACUCAAAAGCACUUUCAUUUUACGAAAAAGCACUUGAAAUUCGAGAAAAGAUGGUUCCUUCAAAUGAUCCUGAUUUGGCAACUUCAUACAGAAACAUCGGCAGUAUGUUUUAUAAGAUGAGAGAGUACUCAAAAGCACUCUCAGCUCACGAAAAAGAUGUUGAAAUUAAACAAAAAACUCUUUCUCCAAAUCAUCCAGAUUUAGCACCUUCAUACAUCUUCAUCGGUACGUCGUAUUACAAUAUGAACGACUAUUCGAAAGCACUUUCAUAUUAUGAACGCGCUCUGAACAUACUCCAACGUGCAUUACCUCCAACUCAUCCUCAUAUAAAAAUUGUAAACGAGAGUAUUGCAGCUGUAAAAAAUAAAUUAUAA